Neurospora hispaniola is the source of this 1422-nucleotide messenger RNA. RefSeq names its product t-SNARE. Gene Ontology annotation, molecular function: SNAP receptor activity; SNARE binding. Gene Ontology annotation, cellular component: endomembrane system; plasma membrane; SNARE complex. Lineage: Eukaryota; Fungi; Ascomycota; Sordariomycetes; Sordariales; Sordariaceae. Bases 1 to 1422 code for a protein of 473 amino acids. Gene Ontology annotation, biological process: intracellular protein transport; exocytosis; vesicle fusion. The record is from RefSeq and is a predicted model, not a curated record. The transcript has 4 exons.
AUGGAAAACCAUCAGUACGGAUACGGUGGAAGAGAUCCUUCCUUCGACCAACGGGAUGGUGCCGCUGGUGCUUAUUCCCCGCUUGGUGAAAGGGACCAGUCUCCCGCCCCCUACGCCGGAGGCAAUUAUGGAGGAAACAAUAUGGAGAUGAGCUCAAUUACCACUGGAGGCUUAUAUGGCGGUGACCCGACUGCAAUCCUGAACGAGUGUCGAGACAUCGACAAUGGAAUCGAGCAAAUCGAAGCAAAUCUACGCGAGCUACGAAGACUGCAGGACCGCUGCCUCGCUGAGGCGGAUUCAUCCGCUAGCUCAUCGAGUCGGCAGCUAGACACCCUCAACACGGAGACCAUGGCCUUGUACCGCACCAUAACUGAUCGCGUCCGCAAAAUCAAGUCGAGCCCUGAGGGCCGCCAGCCUCGCAACCAGGCCCAGGUUGGCCGCGUUGACCGCCGGUUGCGACAAGCAAUUCAAGACUAUCAGGGCGUCGAAUCCUCGUUCCGCAAGAAGAUGCAGGAGCAGAUGGCCCGCCAGUACCGCAUUGUGCGCCCCGAUGCGACUGAGGACGAGGUCAAGGCCGCCGUCGAGGACACUACCGGAAACUCGCAGGUUUUCCAGCAGGCAUUGAUGCAGAACAAUCGCGUGGGCGAGGCGAGAGCUGUGCUCAGUGCUGUCCAGGACCGUCACAAGGCUUUGCAGAGGAUUGAGCAACAAAUGGUCGAGUUGGCGCAGCUGUUUGAGCAGUUGAACACGUUGAUUGUGGAACAGGACGUCAAGAUUCAAGCUAUUGAGCAGACGAGUGAGGAGGUGGUUGACAAUCUCGACAAAGGCAAUGAGGAGAUUGCAGUGGCUGUCCAGACGGCGCGGGCCACCCGCAAGAAGAAGUGGAUGUGCUUGGGUAUUUGCGUGGCCAUUAUCGUUGUGAUUGUUAUCAUUGUGGUGGUAUAUGUUGUCGUCACCCACCCUCCAGGCGGCGGAAAUCGACCGGCGCAAAACACGAAGCGUGGUCUUCUGCAACGAAGCUUUACCGAUGAUCUGCAGAUGAACAACGCCCGAGCUAUCCAGAUUGCCGCUCCCAUGGCCGGCCCCAUCUCUCGUAUCCACAGACAGUCAAACUACGUCGUCCCUGAUAGUGCCGACUCGGAGUCUCUUGUUAAGAGGCUCUCACCGGAAGGGUUCGACCGCAUCAUUUCGCCCUACAAACAAGCACCUGCAGGAGCGACAAACGCGAAACGAUUUGUAAUCACAGACGAAAUCCUCGAGUUUAUGGAACAGAAUAACGCGGUGGCUUCUCGCGGCCCCCAUAGGGCCGGAAAGCGCUUCGUCAUCACGGACGAAAUUCUGGAAAGUAUGAGAGGCGGCCAAGUGGCAGACCAUAAAAAGUUUGUUCCGGGUCAUCAUAACGAUGCGAAGGAUGGCAAAUGA